UGCCUUUAAGACUGCCCCCUUGUCAAUGCCAGGGUCCCUGACCUUGCCGUCCUCAGCUGAGUUGGAUUAAGGCAGUUUUUCAGAGGGAGGGGGAAGGAAGGUGGCCGAACGCUUUAAUGCUUGCAAAUUCUCCCAAGAAACCUGGCAGGCCCCCUUGUCCCAUGCGCCUGCCUACCAGAAUGGUCUUGGGUAACGGAGGCGACGACGCCAGGAUCUUGCCUGGGUUGGACAAGAGCAAGCCUGGGACCAGAUCCUGACAGAAGACGCAGAAGAGCAUUGCAUCCCUGUCCUGUCCUCCUCGAUGCGGUGAAGUCCCAAAGGCCAUAGGAAGACCACGACUGAUGCCGCAGGAGGUGGGGGGAUGCGGCAGCCUCGGCAGAGCAGGGCUCCUGUCCACCUUCCCCACACCGUCUCUCCCCACCACCAUGAAGGACUAUACCGAGAUUAUCCUCUACCCUGAAGCCCAGGAUCAGAGCAAGGAAAAUGCCGGCAACCUGAUGCCACCUGCUUUGCCACAGUAUUUGUUGACAGAGUUCUCCAACCCGGCUUUUGAAGAAGACGGUGAAGCACCGGCCCAGAGCCAAGCGGAGGGGGAAAACAGCGUGAAAGUCACCGCCAAUGGCUUUGCCCAACAAGUUCGGGAUGUGGCAAACAGGAAAUUCAAACCCGACUGCAAGUUCUCCUGGGUCUGCGUUGCCAUCCUCACUCUGGUGCUACUACUUCUCUUGGCAUUGUUGGUCGGCAUCAUCAUCACCUCCCAGUUGAAAUCCUCUCAAUCCAUCAAGCCUUCGCCAGGGGCCUCUUAUGCCCACACUGUCCCCAGCACUACCUCAGCUCCCAUCUCCAGGACCACAUCGAUCCCGGCGUCCACAACCACCGCCACAACCUCACCACCCCGGGAAGAAUUGUAUGGAACCACAAUACCGGCACCCCUUUGUGGGGGUAACCUUCACGGCCCCAAAGGCUCCUUUAGCUCCCCCAAUUACCCUUCUCCGUAUCCCCCCAACGUCCUUUGCAAAUGGCACAUCCAGGUGACCGAAGGCAUGGUGAUCCAGCUCAAGGUGGACGUGUUGGACGUGGAAAGCUCUGCUUCAUGUCUCUACGACCGGCUGGAAGUCUACAAGGAACAUGACGGCACCUCAUUAUGGGACGGCAAUAGCUGGUACUGUGGCACCGUUGCACCAGCAACCAUCAACACCAACUCCAGCCGGCUGCAGGUCGUCUUUGUCUCGGACGAAAGCAUCGCUCCUUCGGGAUUCACCGCUCACUAUCAGGCCAUUUUGCCCAGUGAAAAGAACUGUUCCUGGGAUGAGUUUUCCUGUGACCAAGGACUGUGUCUCCUUCCAUCCUACCUUUGUGAUGGUUACCACAACUGCCACGACAGGACGGAUGAAGUCAACUGCACCACGAAGCACAAAGAUUGUGGGGGGACCCUAACCAGCUUGGAGGGGAGAUUCUUCUCCCCGAAUUUCCCCCAGCCUUACCCACAUCUCCAGCUCUGCCUCUGGCACAUUUCGGUGCCCCUCGGCCAUGUGAUCGACCUCCGCUUCCACAACUUCAGCCUCGAGUCGCAGGAGGAGUGCAACUACGACUUCGUAGAGGUCUACGACAGUGCAGGGAUGGGAGCAACCAGCAUCAUGGGAAGGUUCUGCAACUCCAACAUGCCACCUCUUCUGACCUCGUCGCAGCACGUCAUGACCAUCCUUUUUGUGGCAGACGAAGGAAUCGCAGACAGCGGCUUCUUUGCCACUUACCGGGCCUACAAUGCAACAGAAAAAACAUGUGGGCCCUUUGAGUUUGCCUGCAGAAAUGGAGAGUGUCAGGCGGAGAGGUUGGUGUGCGACGGAUGGCACGACUGUCCAGACGGAAGCGACGAACUCAACUGCACCACCAUCUCCUACCCAUCUUUUGAGCCCUCCUGUGAACUGAUUGAGGUAGAGAUGUGUUUGGGCCUCAGCUACAAUACCACCUCCUUCCCCAACAUCUGGCUGGCCAUCCCAGAUCAGCAAGGGGCCGAAGAGAUACUCCAAGACUAUCUGAUGCUGAAGGACCUGGCCUGCUACCCGCACCUCCGCUUGUUCAUCUGUGGCCUAUUUGUCCCCAAAUGCACGCCGGACGGGGGCAUCCUCCAGCCCUGCCGCUCCAUCUGUUUGGACACCGAACAGCGGUGCCAGCAGCCCCUCAGCCUCCUGGGGGUCACCUGGCCCCUCAACUGCAACGUCCUGCCCGACUCCAGCAACCCCUCAGAGUGUUUCAUGCCCUGAGAAGUGGGCCCCAUGUGACCAAAGGAAGGAGCGAAGCCUUGGAGUCAACAGGGUUGGGUUAGGCAGCCCUUGUGGCCUCUUCCAGAUCUCUGAUUCUUUGAUUCUAGCCUUGUCCUAAGUCAAAAUGUCAACUGAGAAGGCCUACUGGUAUGGCAUCCUAUAGGUUGCUCCCCAAAAGUUUGCUAGGAGAAGGGUGGGGAACAUCCCAACCUUGUGCCAAAUCCAGCUGAUCUACGAUCUCAGUCUGUUUCUCUGAAGUUCUCCAGAUGGGUUUCUUCUCUUCUUCAUGAUACUACAAUGAGUGCUGUAGAAACGAAUCUCAUUACCUUAAGCCAAAUCUGACCAUCUUGAAGUCUCAAUCUGUCUCUCUGAAGUUCUCCAUAUGGUUUUCCCCUCUUCUCUGUAACACUGCAAUGAGUCUUGAAAGGAACCUCCCUACCUUAAGCCAAAUCCAGCCAUCCUGCAGUCUCAAUCCCCAUCCCCACCUUCUUCAUAAUACUAUAAUGAAUGACAACGGACCUCAUCUAUAGCAUCUACACAGCGGAACUGAUGCAGUUUGGCAACCCUUGAAUUGCCAUGAUUCAAUGUAACAGAAUCCUGGACGCUGUAGUUUUGCAAA
Messenger RNA from Anolis sagrei ordinatus, 2883 nucleotides. RefSeq names its product membrane frizzled-related protein (gene MFRP). The record is from RefSeq and is a predicted model, not a curated record. Lineage: Eukaryota; Metazoa; Chordata; Lepidosauria; Squamata; Anolidae. Gene Ontology annotation, molecular function: protein binding.